AUGGCUACACUACAUCAUUUGAUGAGGCCCCUGAGCCCUAACCCAGAGGUGGCAAUCGAGUCCAUUGCAGAUCUGCUAGCUAAUGGAGCGAUAAAGCAAUGGAGAUCAGAAGGCAAAGGAGUAGCUAUUUAUCUGGAUGACGGGCUCAUUUGGGCUUCUUGCAGGAACGAAUGCAACGAAUUGUCUCAAAGUGUCAGAAAAGAUCUCAAGGACUUCGGAUGGUUCGAAGCAAAAGAAAAAUCCAACUGGGAUCCGCAUUCAAAAUUUCGAGAUCUCGAUCUCACUGAAAGGAUAGAGAGAGCUUCCUCUAUACUUCAGCGCAUGUUACGUGAAAAAGCUCCAUCUUUGCUCACAAGAAUGAGAUGGGAAGGAUCCUUGGCUUCCAUGAAUUUAGUGAUUUCAGAUAAGGACAAGAGGCGAACCAGAGCCAUGACGACGGCCAUAGCAGAGGCCCAAUCUAGUGAGUUUUCGUUGAGUUAUAGAUGGUCAUUGUCAGCACUAGAAAAACGAGACAUAGUUUUCUGGGUGGAUCGAUUGAAAUCAGUGAAU
Messenger RNA from Ostertagia ostertagi, 549 nucleotides. NCBI's taxonomy places the organism in Eukaryota, Metazoa, Nematoda, Chromadorea, Rhabditida, Trichostrongylidae. The record is from the annotation of a GenBank genome assembly.